UUCUUAAAGCGAUACGCGCACCGACACGGGGUUUUGCUCUACGAGCUCGACGCGUCGGUGUUGCCUGACCCAUCACUAGCAGGUGUGCAGAAGAUGGAGAGAAAUGAGAAGCAGUCAGACUUCACUUUGCAGAAGGGAAACUCCGUGGGAGACAGUUUCAGGCUGCACAUGGUGACAUGGAAUGUGGCCACAGCUGAUCCUCCAGAUGACGUGACCUCUCUUCUCCAUCUGAACUCUCCAAAGAGCCCAGACCUCUAUGUCAUUGGUCUGCAGGAGGUGUACUCGGGGCCACUGAGGUUUGUCUCAGACAUUGUAUUCGAAGAUCGAUGGAGUCUUCUGUUUAUGUCUACCUUAGCGUCAAGGAAAUAUGUUAAGGUGUCAUCCAUCAGAAUGCAGGGUCUGCUGCUGCUCUUCUUCUCCAAACUGGAGCACAUCCCAUUCAUCAGAGACAUCCAGACCACAUACACACGCACAGGCGUUUUCGGUUACUGGGGGAACAAAGGUGGCGUGUCCAUCCGUUUGUCUUUCUAUGGCCAUAUGCUGUGUUUCCUUAACUGCCACUUGGCUGCUCAUAUGAACUAUGCGACUGAGAGAGUGGAUGAGUUUGAGUACAUCAUGGACACACAGACCUUUGAAUGUGCAAAGGCACCGAGAAUUCUUGACCACAGACUGGUUUUCUGGUUUGGAGAUCUCAACUUCCGAAUUCAGGACCACGGUAUGCACUUUGUUCGCACCUGUAUCGACAGUCAAACCUACCACCUGCUGUGGAGCAAAGACCAGUUGAUGAUGAUGAAGAAGAAAGAACAGAUGCUUCAGGAGUUUGAGGAAGGGCCGCUGGAUUUUCAACCAACAUUCAAGUUUGACCUAAACUCUGAUAAUUACGACAGCAGCGGAAAGAAACGUAAACCUGCUUGGACGGACAGGAUUUUGUGGCGCCUCAGACCCAAAGAUUCAGCUCCUGAUGAGCAACAUGCAGAUCCUGCAUAUGCAAGGAAGGUCAAGCAGCUUGAAGAGGAUGAGGAGUACCCUCUGAAGAUCAAGCAGGACUUGUACACCAGCAACAUGGAGUACAGGAUCAGUGACCACAAGCCUGUCAUCAGCAUCUUCACACUGGAGCUAAGGAAGAUGUAUGAGACUCCUCUGGUGCACCUGCAGGCAGAGGGCGACUGGAGUGCAGAUAUUGAUGCCAUGGUUCUCUAUAGUCCCCUGCAGCCGUUUCCCUCAAGUACAUGGGACUGGAUUGGACUCUACAAGGUUGGAUUCACCAGUGUGUGGGAUUACAUCACUUACACGUGGGUCACAGACAGUAAAGUGGCCUUCAAUGAAGAAGUCAUACAGGCGUAUGUUAAUAAAGAGGAAAUCCCUGUGCAAGGAGGAGAGUGUGUGCUCUGCUACUAUAGCAGUACUCUGCAGUGCAUCAUUGGAAUCAGUGAACCAUUCAAGGUCCAUGAGUCCAAGGUAGCCAUUGAGGAAGGCUUGUUGCCGGAAAAGAUCAACAGACUUGACAAAACUGUGGCAGGUGAAGACCUCUGGAACUGAUCUGUCCGGAGUUGUAGAUGUGGUACGAUGUAGAGACAAAGCAAAUGUUCACUCUUUACCAACAUAAAGAAAUGGAAAUCCUGUGAUGAUACACAGCUAAUUUGUUUGGCCAUGAAGCAGGAACUUACACAGGAAAUGCCUUCAUUAAUAAUUUACAUGUAGUGAUAUUUUUUACGUUCAUUUCAGUCUGACAUGACCCUUUAAAAUGAAUUUGUUUGUUGGUCCCUUGGAAUUCAGAAAUUUGGCUGACAUAGGGGUAAGUGCUAGACAAUGACUGAUUAAACCCUUUAAGGUAGAAAUGAAGAGAAAUAGAGGCUUAUUGAGGUAAAUUAUUCGCUUCGAAAUAGAAAACGAUCUGACUGAAAUCUUUUUCCCUUCCAUUCUUGUAUCUUUAGAAACAUUGUGCAGUAUUGACUGUGGCUGGAUCUGUAAGCUGGAUCUGUUUAUGAUUAAUAUAAUGUAAAUACUUUUUAACAUAUUAUUUAAAAUGUUCACAGGAUCACAGAAUAUCGAACCUUGGUGUUGGGAAUUAGUAGGAAGAUAAGAGAAGAAUUAGCUGUUUUUUCUCCUCACAGUAUUUUAAAUAAUGUCAAUUGUUCCUGGAGGACUUGAACAUACAGACGGGUGACAGGGAAAAACUGACAAAAUGUUUCCACUAAGUGCCACCAGAGCACUUUUUUUUUUCAAGACUCAAACCUUUAUUUACAGUAAAGCUUUCUGGCUCAUUAAACCUCCUGCAUCUUGCAGUUUUAAAAGUAUUAAUUGUUCCCUUUUUAAUACUGAUUAUGGUCUGACACUGAAGUGUUUGCACUGUUUAUUGUUGAUGCAUAAAUAUUUAUAGGUGGUCCAUGUGUGUUGAGAGAAUAUAUUAAUAUCUUGUUUUUGAUUCAGCAAGUGCCUUUGAGAUGAUUGUUGCUUUAAAUGUACUGUACUAUGCUGCAUGGUUUUGAUACAGUGUGCAUCAGUAAUAUUAUUUAGAUUAUUUAGAUUAUUUAUCAUAACAUGGCAUGGUUUUCAUGUUUUUAAUUUUAAAUAUUGCAGUUCUAAAUGCUUGGCUACUAAAUAUUGUUGUAUCGGCUUAUUGGUAUCAACUAUAUUUGCCAGCUUAGCUCAUAGUUAUUUGUUUAUUUUAGUUUAAAGAGUGACUUAUUUUUUCAAAUAGUAGUGAAAUGCAAUGUACUAUAACAGAAUACCAACAAUUGUAUAGCUUUAUACUAAA
Monopterus albus (swamp eel) is the source of this 2758-nucleotide messenger RNA. RefSeq names its product inositol polyphosphate-5-phosphatase Ka (gene inpp5ka). Gene Ontology annotation, molecular function: phosphatidylinositol-3,4,5-trisphosphate 5-phosphatase activity; phosphatidylinositol-4,5-bisphosphate 5-phosphatase activity; inositol bisphosphate phosphatase activity. Gene Ontology annotation, biological process: negative regulation of insulin receptor signaling pathway; phosphatidylinositol dephosphorylation; negative regulation of phosphatidylinositol 3-kinase/protein kinase B signal transduction. The record is from RefSeq and is a predicted model, not a curated record. Gene Ontology annotation, cellular component: endoplasmic reticulum; plasma membrane; ruffle. Lineage: Eukaryota; Metazoa; Chordata; Actinopteri; Synbranchiformes; Synbranchidae. The coding region runs from base 94 to 1539 and encodes 481 amino acids. The transcript has 13 exons.